Messenger RNA from Diaporthe citri, 654 nucleotides. RefSeq lists its product as uncharacterized. Gene Ontology annotation, molecular function: structural constituent of ribosome; RNA binding. Gene Ontology annotation, biological process: translation. The record is from RefSeq and is a predicted model, not a curated record. Lineage: Eukaryota; Fungi; Ascomycota; Sordariomycetes; Diaporthales; Diaporthaceae. Bases 1 to 654 code for a protein of 217 amino acids. The transcript has 3 exons. Gene Ontology annotation, cellular component: large ribosomal subunit.
AUGUCCAAGAUCACGGUCGCCGGAGUGCGCCAGAAUGUUGUCGAGCUCCUCGACUACUCGACGACUGAGAAGAAGCGUAACUUCCUUGAAACCGUCGAGCUCCAGAUCGGCCUCAAGAACUAUGACCCUCAGCGCGACAAGCGUUUCUCCGGCACCAUCAAGCUGCCCUCCGUGCCUCGCCCCAACAUGUCCAUCUGCAUCUUGGGUGACCAGCACGAUAUCGACCGUGCCAAGCACGGUGGUGUCGACGCCAUGUCCGCCGACGACCUGAAGAAGCUGAACAAGAACAAGAAGCUCAUCAAGAAGCUCGCCCGCAAGUACGAUGCCUUCAUCGCUUCCGACACCUUGAUCAAGCAGAUUCCUCGUCUCUUGGGUCCUGGUCUGUCUAAGGCCGGCAAGUUCCCCACCCCCGUCUCCCACGCCGACAACCUCACCGACAAGAUCACCGAGGUCAAGUCCACCAUCAAGUUCCAGCUGAAGAAGGUGCUCUGCAUGGGUGUCGCCGUUGGCAACGUCGGCAUGGACCAGGAGGAGCUGAUCGGCAACAUCAUGCUUGCCAUCAACUACCUCGUCUCCCUGCUGAAGAAGGGCUGGCAGAACGUUGGAAGCCUGACCAUCAAGGCUUCCAUGUCUCCCCCCAAGCGUCUCUACUAA